AUGCCCGCCACCACAGCAGAGACGCUGUCGCUCGUGACCCGCAACGUCUCGGUUGCGCCGCUUGUGCUCCUCUCCGCAGCAGAUCACUACGGCCGCCAAGCGAAGGGAACAAGGAAACGUGUAGUUGGUGUGCUUUUGGGGCAGAAUGAUGGCAAGAACGUGCGCGUGUCAAACAGCUUCGCUGUGUGGCAGCAAGCUAACAAUCGCCCAGUACCAUUCGAAGAGGACGAGAAAGACCCUUCAGUAUGGUUCCUAGACCACAACUACGUCGAGUCGAUGAACGACAUGUUCAAGAAGGUCAACGCACGAGAGAAGCUCAUUGGGUGGUAUCACACAGGCCCCAAGCUUCGCGCAUCAGAUUUGGAGGUCAACGAGCUGUUCAAGCGAUACACACCGAACCCGCUUUUGGUCAUCAUCGAUGUGCAGCCGAAGGAGGUCGGCGUGCCUACAGACGCCUACUUCGCGGUUGAGGAGAUCAAGGACGACGGCACAACUACCUCCAAGACCUUCGUACACACACCAUCGAUAAUCGAAGCCGAAGAAGCCGAAGAGAUUGGUGUCGAGCACCUUCUCCGUGACAUUCGCGACGUCGCUGUCGGCACCCUCUCCACACGCAUAACCUCACAACUGCAGUCGCUACAAGGGCUGCAUCUGCGGUUACGGGACAUCGGCCAGUACCUGCAGAAGGUUCUUGACGAGGAUCUGCCGGUCAACCAUGCCAUUCUUGGCAACCUACAAGACGUCUUCAACCUGCUCCCCAACCUGUCAACGCCCAAGGCCGCACCUGUGGGUGGCGCUACCAACGGUGUCGGCUCUGCGGCGGGCGCAGCAGGUGCCAUCGACAAUGGCGAGCUCGCAAGAGCAAUGAGCGUCAAGACGAAUGACCAGCUCAUGGCCAUCUACCUGUCAAGUUUGAUCCGCGCCAUCACCGCCUUCCACGACCUGAUCGAGAACAAGAUCAAGAACAAGCAAGAGGCUGGCAAAGAGGAAGGCAAGGAUGGCGAGAAGGAAAAGAAGGCCGAGACACCCAACGGGGAGACCAAGGAGGGUGACAAGAGCAAAGAGAAGGCCAAGGAGCCCGAGAAGAAGAAGUGA
Parastagonospora nodorum SN15 is the source of this 1095-nucleotide messenger RNA. RefSeq lists its product as hypothetical. Gene Ontology annotation, cellular component: proteasome regulatory particle; proteasome complex. The record is from RefSeq and is a predicted model, not a curated record. Gene Ontology annotation, biological process: proteasome-mediated ubiquitin-dependent protein catabolic process. Gene Ontology annotation, molecular function: metallopeptidase activity; protein binding. NCBI's taxonomy places the organism in Eukaryota, Fungi, Ascomycota, Dothideomycetes, Pleosporales, Phaeosphaeriaceae. The coding region runs from base 1 to 1095 and encodes 364 amino acids. The transcript has 3 exons.